UGGACUGGGACCUGAGCAGACUGCAGCGGCAAUGCAAAGUGAUGGAGGGUGAAAGGCGGACCUACAGAAAGGAAGUCCACCAGCGCAUCAACAAGCAACUUGAGGAGAUCCAGCGCCUGGAGGGGGUGCGGGACAAACUGCAGGUCCAGAUCAGCAUUGCCCAGAGCCAGGCCAAGCGGCUGCAGGACAGCAAGAGGCUGGAAAAUAUGGAUCACCUGCUCAAGUGCCAGGUCCAGGCACAGGCUGAGGUCAAGGAGCUGCAGGAGCAGACCAGAGCCCUGGACAGGCAGAUCCAGGAAUGGGGGAGCCGGAUCUUUGCCCAUGGUAAGGAUGUCAAGGCCCCGGGAUGCAUCCUGGAUCAGAAGGUCAAGAGCCAGCGAAGGAUCAAGAUCCUUGAAGACCAGCUGAACAGGGCCACCUGUCGCUUUGACAUCCAGCUGGUUCGGAAUGCAGCCUUGAGGAAGGAGCUGGAUCUCCUGCAGGUCGAGAGGAACCGCUCUCUGAAUGUGGACCGCAAGCUGCAGAAGGAGAUCCAGCUCAUGCGGGACACGGUCAAGACCCUAAUGGUCUCCUCCACCUCUGCCUACACCAUCAGGGAGGAGGCGAAGACCAAGUUAGGCAUGCUGCGGGAGAGGGCAGAGAAGGAGUUGGCCCAGAACGACACGGAGGUGCAGAUCUUGCAGCGGCAGAUCGCGCACUUGGAGCAGCUGCACCGCUUCCUCAAACUCAAGAACGGCGAUCGGCAGACGGAUCCCGCCGUCGUGGAGAAGCGCGAGCAACGGGCCCGGGAGGUGGCCGAAGGUCUCCGGAAGACCUCCCAGGAGAAGCUGGUGCUGCGCUACGAGGACGCCCUGAAGAAACUGUCCCAGCUGACCGGGGAGAGCGACCCGGACUUGCUGGUGGAGAAAUACCUGGAGUUGGAGGAGCGGAACUUCGCCGAGUUCAAUUUCAUCAAUGAGCAGAACUCAGAGCUGGAGCAUCUGCAGGAGGAGAUCAAGGAGAUGCAGGAGGCCUUGGUGAGCGGGCGCCGCAGCGAGGAGGACCGCCGCUCGCGGCAGGAGCAGCAGCGAGCCAAGUUGCAGCAGCGCGUGGACGAGGUGCACACGGAGGCCGAGAACCUGGAGGCCCGCUUCCAGAACUUUCACGGGCAGCUGGAGAAACUCAAGACCGAUAUCCAGCGCCUCUUCACCAGGGCCCAGUGUGAUAGCACGGCCAUCAGUGACCUCCUAGGGGUCAAGAUCCACAUGAGAGACCAGGACAUAGGCCUCUUCCUGGGCCUCAUCGAGAAGCGGCUGGUGGAGCUCCUGACGGUGCAGGCCUUCCUCGAAACCCAGAACAACCUCUCUGCCAGCUCGCCUAACGCUGCCCUCCUGGUGCUGGGCCAGAGCCCCGAGAAUCUUCCCAAGAAAGUGGCCCCACCUCAGCCCCCUGACAAUCUUGAGGAACCCCCAGGCUCUGAGGCCAGCUGCGACUAUCCGCUGAGCAAGGAGGAGCUGCUGAGCCGCGUGGUGCAGUCGCUGGAGGCCCGGGAGCAGGCGAGGGGGAGACAGCUGAAGGAGCUGGCCGAGCCCGUCAAGAAGGUGGACAGCACCCCGAGCGCGACCCUCUCCAGCACCCAGGCCAGCUCCGGCCUGCGCCUGCUGCCCGAGAGCCCCAGCGCUGUCCCCGGCUCCCUCGUGAGCCCCAGGACCGGCGGCAGCCCGGCGUCCAGCGGAGGCCGCGCCACCUCUGGGGACCCCAGCUCCAGCGUAGGCCACCCGACCUUCGGCUCCACCGGCGCAGUCACCGGGGGACUUAUGUCCAGCCAGGGCUCGACUGUGGCCCAAGUGAUCGUCAGAUCCCCCAACUCUAGCGGCUACCUGGGGUCCACUGAAUACUUGGGGUCCAGCAGAGGCCCCGAGAGCUUUGGGGGCCCGGAGAGCAAAGGCCCUGAGUCAGAAUCGAGUGGAGGCCUCGAGUCCAGCGGAGGCCGAGUCUCAAGCACUGGCCCUGCCUCUAGCACCGGCCGGGUCUCCACCACCAGCAAAGAUUCCCAGAGCAACUGCUAGGGGCACCCAGCCCCCACCCGGCCCCUGGCUCCUUGCAGGGCCUUCUCUGGGUCUCUGCCUCUCAGUUUCCCCUAUGACUCUCCAUCCUUCUCACCCAGCUCUGGAUGAACCGCCUGCACGCCUGUCUGCAUCUCCCCCUCACUGCGUCUCUGCAUCUCUUCCCACCAGCUCCCCCUCA
Molecule: messenger RNA, 2226 nt
Organism: Kogia breviceps (pygmy sperm whale)
Lineage: Eukaryota; Metazoa; Chordata; Mammalia; Artiodactyla; Physeteridae
Gene: ODAD1
Product: outer dynein arm docking complex subunit 1
Biological process (GO): cilium movement; outer dynein arm assembly
Cellular component (GO): axoneme
Source: RefSeq, a predicted model, not a curated record